Messenger RNA from Poecilia reticulata (guppy), 19098 nucleotides. Lineage: Eukaryota; Metazoa; Chordata; Actinopteri; Cyprinodontiformes; Poeciliidae. The record is from RefSeq and is a predicted model, not a curated record.
GAAAGUGCAGCUGUGUGCUGUCGCCCAGCGUUUCUCUGGAGGGAGGCUGGGAAGGCUUUGGCGUCUUUGGGAGACCAAUAAACUUAAGUAUAACUGGUGUGUGGCAAAUCACAGAGUUGGAAUCAGACUGAGCCCCUUGUGAAUGAGCUUUUAAAACUUGCCAAAAUGGCGGACACUGGAGACGAAUAUGACGAGUUUGGAGAUGAGGAAGAUGAAGAAAUCAUGGGGGUGAUUACAACAACAACAACAACGACGUACUCUGAGCAGCACUCUAAGUCCUCUCAGUCUGGCUUGCCCACCAGGAAAGUCAGAAGGAAGGCUAAGGUCGAUACUUCCAAGUUUAUGACUCCGUAUCUGGCCCACAGCCAGAAGAUGCUGGAUCAGUACAGCCACAAUAAAUACCGCCAAGCUUAUGAGCUGUCCAGAGGGGAGCCUCCCGCUUUCACCCCUGACACCCCGGAAUUGAUUCGCAUCAGGAAGGCCCAGGAGCAGCUUAGUGAGGUGAAAUACCGCAUGGAGGGAAACAAGGCUCGGACAACCAGCUUGUACGGCGGUGACGCCAGAGAGGUGGUCCACGUCAAGCAUGUGUCAGAUCUGAUCAGCAAGGUUCUGUACAGACAGAAGUGGGAUGAGACGAAGGACAAAUACCUGCUGCCUCCCGACGCUCCUGAGCUGGUUCUGGCUGUGAAGAACGCCGCUAACUAUAGCAAGAGACUUUACACAGAAGUCUGGGACGAGGAGAAGACCAUGUACUACCCUUACAGCGACAGCCCUGAGUUGCGCAGGGUAGCCAAGGCUCAGGAGGUCCUCAGUGAUAUUAAAUAUAAGAAGGGACACGAUGAGCGCAAAGCCAAGUACACGUCCUUGCCCGAUCCUCCAGAGGUGGAGCUGGCCAAGAGAGUCGCCCAUCAGCGCAGUGACCUUAAAUACAAGGAAGACUACAAUAAAAACGUCAGGGGUCAGUGGUGUGAGACGCCUUACUUUGACGUCGCCAUCGCCAGGAUGGCAAUGGAUAAUCUCAGCGACAGAAAAUACACUCAAGAGUUUGAGAAUAUCAAAGACCAAAUCUACUUCAUGCAAACAGACACGCCUGUGUACGACGCAUGCAAGAAGGCUCGCAUUGCUGCUAGUGAGGUCCAAUACAAGAAAGAGUUUGAAAAGACAAAAGCCCAGUGUGACUACAAUACACUCCCCGCUACAGAGAAUCCGCUCCUGAGACAGCUCAGAUACGCCGGCACCAUCCUUAGUGAUAAAGUAUAUAAGGCCAGCUAUGAGAAGUCCAGGGGUUUCAGCAUCAACUACUGUGACACACCAAAGUUUCAGAUGGACUCAGUGCUUAAAAAGUUCUCUGAUAUGCGUUACAAAGAGAAAUAUGACAGAGAGGUAAAGGGACAUUAUAUCGGCAGCUAUGAAGACCUCUACAUGGUUCAUUGCCAGAAAGUUGAGGAAUUUAAGAACGAGCAAUUAUAUAAAGCGGAAUAUGAAGACAUAAAAACGAGAUGCUUCUUCCCUCAAACGGUCACACCUGAGUACGAGGCUACGAAGAAGCUUCAGCAGUGCAGUGACAAAACUUACCGGCAACAUCCCGACAAAGUGAAGUUUACACAAGUGGCUGAUUCGCCGGUCCUCAUCCAAGCCAGCAUCAACGCCAAGCAGCUAAGUGACUUGAACUACAAGGAAAAGUUUGAGAAAACAAAGUUCAAGUACAGCCUCCCCCCGGACUACCCCUUCUUCAUCCAGUCCAGAGUUAACGCCUACAACCUGAGCGAAAGCUGCUAUAAGUACGACUGGGAGAAAACCAAAGCAAAGAAGUUUGAAAUCAAGGGUGACGCCAUCCCAAUCCUGGCCGCCCGUGCUCACACAAACAUUGCCAGCGACGUUAAGUACAAAAAGGAGUACGAGAAGAACAGGGGACACAUGGUUGGAGCCCUCAGCAUUAAUGACGACCCCAAGAUCUUGCACUCGGUUCAUGUUGCCAAAAUCCAAAGUGAUCGCGAAUAUAAGAAGAACUAUGAAAAAAUCAAGACCAAGUACCACACACCACUGGAUAUGAUAUCAGUCACCCUGGCCAAGAAGUCCCAGGCAAUCGCCAGCAUGGCAGGCUAUAGGAAGAUCAGCCCCAACUACUUCCUGCCUUACGACAGCGUGCUGCUGGACACGGCCAAGAAAGCCAACGCCAUCCAGAGUGACAAUGAGUAUAAAGCUGAGUACAACAGCUACGUCAAAGGAACCCCAUGGGUCCCGUAUGGCUCCCUGGAUGUAGAAAAGGCAAAGAAAGCUGCUGAGAUUCUCAACGAGAGAAAAUACCGACAGGCCCCAGACGCGAUUCCAUUCACAGCCAUAGACGACCAUCCCAUCACGCUGCAGGCUAAAGUCAACCAGCUUCAGAGGAGUGAUCUGUUCUACAAGAGAGGUCUUGAGAAAAUCCAUCAAAAGUACUCUUUGCCUCCUGAUACUCCAGAGUUCCUCCAAGCCAAGUGUAAUGCCUACAACAUCAGCAAGAACUACUACAAGUACGCCUGGGAAGAGCUGAUCGCCAAAGGUUAUGACCUGAAGCCCGAUGCAAUCCCGGUUGUUGCUGCCAAAGCAGCCAGACACGCUGUCAGCAAUGUCCAGUACAAAAAGGCCUAUGAGAAGGCCAGAGGCCACCAUGUUGGCUUCCGCAGCAUCCAGGACGAUCCGCUCCUGGUCCACUACAUGAAAGUUGCUAAGAUACAGAGCGACAAGCUAUACAAGCAGGACUACCACAAGGCCAAACUGAAGUACCACUCUCCAGUGGACAUGCUGAGUGUGGCCCAUGCUAAGCAUGCCACAGCCGUGCAGACAUUUGCCGGCUACAAGCAGCACCAUCACAAUUACUUUCUUCUGCCUGACGCAAUGAACCUUCAGCUCGCUCGCACCAUGAACUACAACGUCAGCGAUAACUACUAUAAAAUGGAUUAUGAGACUUCGGUGAAAGGAAUUGGCUGGGUUCCAAUUGGCUCCCUGGAUGUAGAGAAGGCAAAGGCGGCGGCAGCGGCUCUAGAUGAGAAAAAGUACAGACAGCACCCUUCCACAAUCAAAUUCACCAGCGUUACGGACUCAAUGAACAUGGAGCUGGCCAAAGCAAAUGCCAAGAUCAUGAAUGUGAAAGAUUAUAAAGCCAGUGGGGAGAAGUUCAUGCACACUUACCAUCUCCCAGCCGACACCCCUGAACUGAUGCAAGCCAGGUACAAUGCUGUAAACAUCAGCCAGAACUUUUACACCUACGCCCAUCGCCAAGAUAUCCUCAAGGGACAUCACGUGAAGGAAGAUGCUAUUCCCGUUUUAGCUGCCAAAUCUUCAAGAGACAUUGCCAGUAAUUACAAAUAUAAGCUGGCUUACGAGAAGGCCAGAGGCCACCAUGUUGGCUUCCGCAGCCUGCAGGACGACCCCCUUCUGGUGCACUAUAUGCAAGUGGCGAAAAUGCAGAGCGACAAGAACUACAAGAAGGACUACCACAAGGCCAAGCUGAAGUACCACACCCCGGUGGACAUGCUGAGCGUGGUCCAAGCCAAGCAGGCCUCCACCGUUCAGACCAUGACUGGAUACAGGAAGGUCCCACACAGCUUCCUCCUGCUGCCUGACAACAUGCACCUGCAGCUGUGCCGCAACAUGAUGGAGAUUCAGAGUGACAAUGUCUACAAAUCGGAGUACAACAACUACUUCAAAGGUAUCGGCUGGGUACCGAUCGGUUCUUUGGAUGUUGAGAAAGCCAAGACAGCCAAAGCUGCACUGGAUGACAGAGGUUACCGCCAGCAUCCCAGCUCCUUCAAGCACACCAGCAAGACCGACGACAUGAACAUGUCUCUGGCUUUGGUCAACUCAAAGCUAAUGGACAAAACUGCGUACAAAGCGUCUGGUGAAAAAUUCAUGCACACCUAUCAUCUGCCAGCUGACAGCCCGGAGUUCCUCCAGGCUAAAUUCAACGCCCAAACCAUCAGCGAGAGUCUCUACAAGCAGCAAUGGGUGCAAGACAUUGCCAAGGGAUACGACAUGAAGCCUGAUGCUAUUCCCAUUCUCCAUGCCAAGCACGGCAGACAUAUUGCCAGCAAUGUCCAGUACAAGAAAGAGUAUGAGAAGGCCAGAGGCCACCAUGUUGGCUUCCGCAGCCUCCAGGACGACCCUCUGCUGGUUCACUACAUGGAGGUUGCUAGGAUACAGAGUGACAAGAACUACAAGAAGGACUACCACAAGGCCAAGCUGAAGUACCACACCCCGGUGGACAUGCUGAGUGUGGUCCAAGCCAAGCAGGCCUCCGCCGUUCAGACCAUGACUGGAUACAGGAAGAUUCCUCACAGCCACCUGCUUCUGCCCGACAACAUGCACCUGCAGCUGUGCAGACAUAUGAAUGUCCUGUCCAGUGAUGUCAAUUACAAAUCUGAAUGGAACGAAUUCAUCAGAGGCAUCGGAUGGGUACCGAUCGGGUCCCUUGGAGUUGAAACUGCUAAAGUUGGGGGUGAGAUCCAGAGCGACAGGAAGUACAGGCAGCAUCCGUCUAACUUUAAAUUCAGCAAGCUGAUGGACUCCAUGGACUUGGCCCUGGCUACUGCCAACAAUCAGAUCAUGAACAAGAAAGCAUACACCUCUGCUUGGGAUAAAGACAAACUGACCAUCCACAUCAUGCCAGAUUCUCCUGAAAUUGUCCUGGCCAAGGCAAAUGCUCAGACCAUGAGCAAUAAACUGUACAAAGCCGGCGUAGUGGAGAUGGCCAAUAAGGGCUACAAUCUCAAAGCUGACGCCAUUGCCAUCGUGGCUGCCAAGUCUGGUACCACUAUUGCCAGCAAUUACAAGUACAAGUUGGCCUACGAGAAGGCCAGAGGCCACCAUGUUGGCUUCCGCAGCAUCCAGGACGAUCCGCUCCUGGUCCACUACAUGCAAGUGGCGAAAAUGCAGAGCGACAAGAACUACAAGAAGGACUACCACAAGGCCAAGCUGAAGUACCACACCCCGGUGGACAUGUGGAGCGUGGUUCAGGCCAAGCAGGCCUCCGCUGCUCAGACAUUGAUUGGGUACAGACAGAUCCAGCACACCAACGCUCUCCUUCCCGACGCCAUGGGCCUGGAGCUCGCUCGCAACAUGAACUUCAAUUCGAGCGACUGGAACUACAAGGCUGAAUGGAACAACUACUUCAGAGGUAUCGGAUGGGUCCCCAUUGGCUCACUUUCAGUCGAAACGGCUAAAAUUGGCGGCGAGAUCCUGAGCGAGCACAAGUACAGGCAGCAUCCGUCCAACUUCAAGUUUAAGAAAUUAAUGGAUUCCAUGGACGUGGUUCUGGCUACGGCCAACAACCAGAUCAUGAACAAGAAAGCAUACACUGAAGCAUGGGAAAAAGACAAACUGAAAGUUCAUGUCAUGCCAGAUUCUCCAGAGAUUGUCUUGGCAAAGGCUAACGCCCUCACAAUGAGCAAUAAAUUGUACAAAGCCGGAGUGGUGGAGAUGGCAAAUAAAGGCUACAACCUCAAAGCUGACGCCAUUGCCAUCUUGGCUGCCAAGUCUGGUACCACCAUUGCCAGUAAUUACAAGUACAAGUUGGCCUACGAGAAGGCCAGAGGCCACCAUGUUGGCUUUCGCAGCAUCCAGGACGAUCCGCUCCUGGUCCACUACAUGCAAGUGGCAAAGGUACAGAGUGACAAGCUUUACAAACAGGACUACCACAAGUCCAAGCUGAAGUACCACUCUCCAGUGGACAUGUGGAGCGUGGUUCAGGCCAAGCAGGCCUCUGCUGCUCAGACAUUGAUCGGGUACAGACAGAUCCAGCACACCAACGCUCUCCUUCCCGACGCCAUGGGCCUGGAGCUCGCUCGCAAUAUGCAGUUUAUUGCCAGUGACAAUGAGUACAAGAAGGAGUACGAGAGCUACUUUAAGGGAAUAGGAUGGGUUCCUAUCGGGUCACUUGAUGUUGAGAAAGCCAAAACAGCCGGGCAGGUUUUCAGUGAAAAGCAAUACAGGAAGCAUCCCAGCAACUUUAAAUUCACCAAAGAUAUGCACUCUAUGGACCUGGUUCUGGCCACUGCCAACAACCAAAUCAUGGAUAGGAAAUCCUACACAAGCGCUUGGGAUAAAGACAAAACUAGCAUCCAUAUCAUGCCAGAUGCAAUGGACGUUGUUCUAGCCAGGGACAACAAGAAAAACUACAGUGAGAAACUGUACAAACUGGACAACGAACUGGCCAAGAAGAAGGGCCACAACCUUCGUGCUGAUGCCAUUGCAGUUCAGGCUGCCAAAGCCUCCACUGUUAUCGCAAGUGAUUACAAGUAUAAGACCGGAUACCGUAAGCAGGUUGGUCACCACAUCGGUGCCCGCUGCAUCCAGGAUGACCCUCUGCUCAUGCUGGCUCUGAACUCGGCCAAGAUCGCCAGCGACGCUCUGUACAAGAAGGACUUCAACAAGUCCAAGACCAAGUUCAACCUGCCUGUGGACAUGCUGGCCUUUGAGCUGGCCAAGAAGAACCAGAUUCAGGUCAAUCAUGCCAAUUACAUCACGCGUCUGCACAACUGGACUUGUCUGCCGGAUGCAAACGACGUGGUCCAGGCCAGGCAUGCGUAUGACAUACAGAGCGAUAAUGUCUACAAGGAGGAUUUGAAGAUGUUGCAGGGUGUCGGCUGGGUGCCAAUAGGUUCACUGGAUGUUGAAAAGGCUAAAACUGCUGGUCAGAUCCUGAGUGAAAAGAGUUAUCGCCAGCAUCCGAGCAACUACAAAUUCAAGAUCACUACUGAGGACAUGCCAAUGGUGCUGGCUAAGGCUAAUAAUCAGAUCAUUAACAAGAAAGCUUAUACUGAAGCCUGGGACAAAGACAAGACCACCAUCCAUGUGAUGCCUGAUGCCAUGGACAUUCUUCUGGCCAAAGCAAACAAAGUCAUCUACAGCGAGAAAUCGUACAAGCAGGCAAACGAAGAGGCAAAGAAGAAGGGAUAUGACCUCCGAAAUGACGCCAUUUCCAUUAUUGCAGCAAAAGCCUCCAGGGAUAUUGCAAGUGAUUACAAGUACAAGACCGGAUACCGUAAGCAGGUUGGUCACCACAUCGGCGCCCGCAGCGUUCAGGACGACCCUCUGCUCAUGCUGGCUCUGAACUCGGCCAAGAUCGCCAGCGACGCUCUGUACAAGAAGGACUUCAACAAGUCCAAGACCAAGUUCAACCUGCCUGUGGACAUGUUGAUUCUUGAAUUGGCCAAGAAAUGCCAGGUCCAGGUCAACGACUUCAACUACAGGACUCACCUGCACCAGUGGACUUGUCUUCCAGACUCCAACGACGUCGUUCAGGCCAGGCAUGCAUACGACCUACAGAGUGAUGCCGUCUACAAGGAGGACUUGAGGAUGUUGCAGGGUGUCGGCUGGGUGCCAAUAGGUUCACUGGAUGUUGAAAAGGCUAAAGUUGCUGGUCAGAUCCUGAGUGAAAAGAGUUAUCGCCAGCACCCGAGCAACUACAAAUUCAAGAUCACUACUGAGGACAUGCCAAUGGUGCUGGCUAAGGCUAAUAAUCAGAUCAUGAACAAGAAAGCCUACAAUGAAGCCUGGGACAAUGAGAAGACAAAGAUCCACAUCAUGCCGGAUGCCAUGGACGUCCUUCUUGCUAAAUCAAACAGUUAUUAUUACAGCUUGAAAAAUUACAAACAAGACAAUGAAGAUGCUAAGAAGAAGGGCUACAACCUGCGUGCUGAUGCCAUAUCCAUCAUCGCAGCCAAGACAUCCAGGGACAUUGCCAGUGAUUACAAGUACAAGACCGGAUACCGUAAGCAGGUCGGUCACCACAUCGGCGCCCGCAGCGUCCAGGACGACCCUCUGCUCAUGCUGGCUCUGAACUCGGCCAAGAUUGCCAGCGACGUUCUGUACAAAAAGGACUUCAACAAGUCCAAGACCAAGUUCAACCUGCCUGUGGACAUGCUGAACCUUGAACUGGCUAAGAAAUGUCAGGUCCAGGUCAACGACUUCAACUACAGGACUCACCUGCACCAGUGGACCUGUCUUCCAGACUCCAGCGACGUGGUUCAGGCCAGGCAUGCAUACGACCUACAGAGUGAUGCUGUGUAUAAGGAGGAUCUGAGAUUGAUGCAGGGUAUUGGAUGGGUCCCGAUAGGUUCCCUGGAUGUUGAGAAGGCGAAGAAAGCUAAUGAGAUUCUAAGUGAAAGGACCUAUCGUCAACACCCGAGCACGUUCAGAUUCAAGAGCACUACUGAGGAUAUGCCCCUGGCACUAGCAAAGGCCAAUGCUCAAGUUAUGAACAAGAAAGCUUACAUCGAAGCCUGGGAGAAUGAAAAGACAAAGAUCCACGUCAUGCCUGAUGCUAUGGACGUUCUUCUGGCCAAAGCAAACAAUGUCAUCUAUAGUGUGAAAAAAUACAAACAGGCGAAUGAAGAUUCCAAAAAGAAAGGCUACGACCUGCGCGGUGACGCCAUUUCCAUUAUUGCAGCCAAAGCAUCCAGAGACAUUGCCAGCGAUUACAAGUAUAAGACCGGAUACCGUAAGCAGGUCGGUCACCACAUCGGCGCCCGCAGCGUCCAGGACGACCCUCUGCUCAUGCUGGCUCUGAACUCGGCCAAGAUCGCCAGCGACGCUCUGUACAAGAAGGACUUCAACAAGUCCAAGACCAAGUUCAACCUGCCUGUGGACAUGUUGAACCUUGAACUGGCUAAGAAAUGCCAGRUCCAGGUCAACGACUUCAACUACAGGACUCACCUGCACCAGUGGACUUGUCUUCCAGACUCCAACGAUGUCGUCCAGGCCAGACUUGCGUACGACCUGCAGAGUGACGCCGUCUACAAAGCCGACCUGAAGUGGCUCCAGGGUCUGGGCUGGGUCCCCAUUGGUUCCCUGGAUGUGGAGAAAGCCAAGAAAGCUGCAGAGGUUCUGAGUGACAGGAAGUACCGCCAGCACCCCAGCACAGUAAAAUUCACCAGUCCCAUCGAUGCCAUGAACAUUGUGCUGGCAAAGAACAAUGCAACGACAAUGAACAAGCGCCUCUACACUGAGGCAUGGGAGAACGAAAAGAUCAAGCUGCACAUCCAACCUGACACUCCUGAAAUUGUCCUCUCUCAACAAAAUGCCAUCAAUAUGAGCAAGAAACUGUACAAACAAGGCUUUGAGGAAACCAUCAGAAAAGGCUACUUCCUUCCUCCAGACGCAGUUUCUGUCAAGGCUGCUAAGACCUCCAGGGAGAUCAUCAGUGAUUACAAGUACAAGACUGGAUACCGUAAGCAGGUCGGUCACCACAUCGGUGCCCGCUGCGUCCAGGAUGACCCGCUCAUCAUGCUGGCUCUGAACUCGGCCAAGAUCGCCAGCGACGCUCUGUACAAGAAGGACUUCAACAAGUCCAAGACCAAGUUCAACCUCCCAGUGGACAUGUUGAACCUUGAACUGGCUAAGAAAUGCCAGGUCCAGGUCAACGACUUCAACUACAGGACUCACCUGCACCAGUGGACUUGUCUUCCAGACUCCAACGACGUGGUUCAGGCCAGGAAGGCCUACGACCUCCAGAGUGACGCUGUGUACAAAGCUGACAUGGAUGAAGUGAUCGGUGUUGGAUGGGUGCCGAUCGGUUCGCUGGAUGUGGUGAAAGCCAAGAAUGCCUCCAAGAUUCUCAGCGACCGUCUCUACAGGCAGAAACCAGACACAUUUAAAUACAAAACCGAUAUGACUGCCAUGCCCUUGGUCUUAGCCAAAACAAAUGCAGAGACCAUCAAUAAGAAAAAUUACAUUGCUGCAUGGGAAGUAGACAAAUUAAAGACUCAUAUGAUCCCAGACCUUCCUGAAAUCCUGCUUUCCAGAUCUAACGCUUACAACAUCAGCAAUAAAAAUUACAGAGAAGGUGUCGAGACUAUGUUCAGAAAGGGCUACCACAUGAUGCCUGACGCUGUUUCCGUUAUUGCCGCUAAACACGGAAGAGAAAUCAUCAGCGAUUAUAAAUACAAGACAGGAUACCGCAAGCAGCUCGGUCACCACAUCGGAGCGCUCAGUUGCCAGGACGACCCGCUCAUCGUGCUGGCUCUGCACUCAGCCAAGAUCGCCAGCGAUGUUUUGUACAAGAAGGACUUCAACAAGUCCAAGACCAAAUUCCACCUGCCUGUAGACAUGCUGAAUCUGGAGCUGGCCAAGAAAUGCCAGAUCCAGGUCAACGACUUCAACUACAGGACUCGCCUGCACAACUGGACUUGUCUGCCGGACUCCAACGACGUGGUCCAGGCCAGGAAGGCCUACGACUUACAAAGCGACGCUGUGUACAAGGCCGACAUGGAAUGGGUCAAGGGAAUGGGAUGGGUGCCAAUUGGGUCGCUGGAAGUGGAAAAAGCCAAGAAAGCAGCAGAGAUCCUGAGUGACAUUAAGUACCGGCAGCAUCCCAGCCAAUUCAAGUUCACUGCCAAGACAUCAGAUAUGCCAUAUGCUCUGGCGCAAGCUAACGCCCAGACUAUGAACAAGAAAGCGUACAUCGAGGCCUGGGAGAAGGACAAGCUCAACCUGCACAUCUUACCUGACACUCCAGAGAUCCUGCUGGCAAAGCAGAAUAAACUCAACACCAGUCUGAAAUAUUACCGUGAAGGUUUUGUCGAUGCCAUCAACAAGGGCUACUUCCUCCCCAAAGACUCCAUUUCUGUACUCGCAGCCAAAACGUCCCGCGACAUCAUCAGCGACUACAAAUACAAGGCUGGUUUCCGCAAGCAGUGCGGCCACCACAUCGGUGCUCUGAGCGUUAAGGACGACCCGCUGAUCAUGCUAGCCGCUCACGUGGCCAAGAUCUCCAGCGACAACAUCUACAAGAAGGACUUCAACAAGACCAAGACCAAGUACAACCUCCCAGUGGACAUGCUGACCAUCGAACUGGCCAAGAAAUGCCAGGUCCAGGUCAACGACUUCAACUACAGGACUUACCUGCACCAGUGGACCUGCCUGCCGGACUCCAACGACGUCGUCCAGGCCAGGAAGGCCUACGACCUCCAGAGCGACGCUGUGUACAAAGCUGACAUGGAGUGGAUAAAGGGCUGUGGGUGGAUGCCACACGAGUGUGUAGAUGUUGUAAAGGUGAAGCAUGCACAGAAGAUUCUCGCUGAUAGAGGCUACCGGGUCAAGCUGGACGAACAGAAGUUCACCGUUCCCACCGAUAGAGUUGACUUGGCCUGCGCCAAGAAUGCUGCUGAGGUCUUAAACGAGGCCAAAUACCGCGAGGCUUGGCACCAGGAUAAGAUCAAUUACUCUUUGGUCGACACUCCCGGUCUCGCUACGGCCAGAGAGGUCGCUAAAAAUAUUCACCCGAAACUGUACACUGAAGCGUGGGACAAGGUGAAAGCCACUGGAUACUUCAUGCCUGGAGACGCCUUACCGAUUAAACAGUGCAUCAAUACGACUAAAGUGCAGAGUAAGCAUAAGUACCUAGAGUCGUACCGCAAGCAGGUCGGCCACCACAUCGGAGCCCUGAGCGUCAACGACGAUCCUCUCAUGGUGUUGGCCAUAAACUCAGCCAAGAUCGCCAGCGACGCUCUGUACAAGAAGGACUUCAACAAGUCCAAGACCAAGUUCAACCUSCCWGYDGACAUGYUGAMCCUUGAACUGGCYAAGAAAUGCCAGRUCCAGGUCAACGACUUCAACUACAGGACUUACCUGCACCAGUGGACCUGCCUGCCGGACUCCAACGACGUCGUCCAGGCCAGGAAGAUUUACGAGCUCCAGAGCGACAACGUCUACAGGGCUGAUCUGGAGUGGAUUCGGGGCUGCGGCUGGGUGGCGGCCGACUCUGUCGAUCACGUCAAAGUCAAGAAAGCCCAGGAAAUACUCAACGAUAGGCUUUACAAGCAGAACGCCAAAGAAUGCUUUGGAAAAUUCAGCCUGAUCGUUGAUCGUCCCGAGAUCAUUUUGGCAAAAAUAAACGCCGCCAACCUCAGCGACCUCAAAUACAAAGAGACUUUCAAUGCAGAAAAAGGUCAUUAUAUCGGCUCAGAGGACACGCCUCAGCUGGCACAUAGCAGGGAAAUGGGCAAGACCAUCAGUGAGAAACUUUAUAAAUCGCAAUGGGACAGCACUAAAGCUGCAAGCUACAGCCUGAACCACGAAUACAUCCCGUUACUGAGCGGCAAGAAGGGCAGGGAGAUUGCCAGUGACGUGAAGUACAAGGAUUCUCAUGAAAAAGCCAAGGGCCACUACAUGGCUGGGACCCUGGUCGACUUCCCCGAGGUGAUGCGCUGCGGCCAGCAGGAGAAGAACAAGGGACUGAGGGUCUACCAGAAGAACUACCACCAAACCAAGACCAAAAUCCACCUCCCAUCUGACAUCAUCGCUAACCGGGUGGCCAAGCGCUGCCAGGACAUGUUGAGCGACGUCCUGUACCGCACCCACCUGCACCAGUGGACCUGCCACCCAGAGCAGGAGGACGCCAUCCGAGCCCGGAAGACCAACGAGAUUCUCAGCGACGUGUUCUACAAGGACGACCUGAACUGGAUGAAGGGCAUCGGCUGCUACGUCUGGGACACGCCAGAGAUUAUUCGUGCUAAGAAAUCCUACGAGCUGCAGAGUGAACGUAAAUACAGAGCUGACGCCAAGAAAGAGUUUAACAACUACUCCAUUGUGACCGACACCCCUGUGUACGUGACCGCCAUCCUGGGUCACACCUGGGCCAGUGACCUGAACUACAGGGAGGCUUAUCACAAGGAGAAGCACAUGUACACCACAGUUCUGGACACGCACGAUUAUGCCAGAUGCCACGAUUUCAAAUUGUUCUUCAGCAAUAAAAACUACACAGCCGCCUGGGAUAAGAUUAAGGCAAAGAGCUACAAGAUCCCAGCUGACUCCAACGCCUUGCAACACGCCAAACAACAGAAGGUCGUUCUCAGCCACGUCAAGUACAAGGAGGAUUAUGAAAAGUUCAAGUCCCUCUACAGUCUGCCAAAGUCACUCGAAGACGAUCCUGCUACUGCUCGUUGCGUCAAGGCCGGAAAGUUGGUUCUGGAUCGUCUGUACAAGGAGAACUACGAGAAGACUAAGGCCAAGAACCACAUCCCGCCGGACAUGCUGGAGAUCCUGUCCGCUCGCAACACCCAGUCCACCGUCAGCGGCAUCCACUACCGCAAGUAUCUGCACCAGUGGAUGUGCAUGCCUGACAUGCAGAUGUACGUCCAAGCACGCAAAGUCAACGAGCAGCUCAGCGACAUCUUCUACAAGGACGACCUGAACUGGCUGAAGGGUAUCGGGUGUUACGCCUGGGACACUCCAGAGAUCCUCCGUGUGAAGCAUGCUGGUGUCCUGCAGAGUGAGACCAAGUACAGAGCCAAAGGCAUUGAGUCGUUCAAGGAGUACAGCGUGGUGACGGACACUCCUGUGUAUGAAACAGCCAAGCAGAACGCUCAGAACCUCAGUGAUCUUCACUACCGUUACGAUUACAACGCCAAUGUCAAGGGCAAGCACACCUCCCCUGCUGUUACCAUGGAAACGGAAAGAGCCCGCCUGGCCAAUCACAUCCAGAGUGACAACUGGUACAAAGAGGCCAACAAGAGCUUCAUGCCCACUGGCUACUCUCUGCCCAGCGACACUCCGCUCAUCAAGCAGGCCAAGAUGAACAGCGUCGUCACCAGCAACGCGAAAUACAAGGAGGCCUUUGAGAUGGUGAAGGCUAAAGCUUACACUCUUCAUCCGGAAGGUGUCAACUUCGUCACCUCCAGAAAGGCUCACAAGAUCAUCAACGACCGGCUGUAUCGUGAGGCUUACCACAAGCAGAAGGACAAGAUCCACACAACCUAUGAAACUCCUGACUUCAAACAAUUCAAGAUGAACCAACAACACCUCAGUGACCUGUGCUACAAGGAGAAAUACUACAACAGCCGAGGCCAGCUGAUCUCCAUGCCUAUAACGCCCCAACUUAUGCACUGUCAUCAUGUCAAUGAGAUCACCAGCGAGCUGAAGUACAAAGAGGAUCUGAUGUGGCUCAGAGGCGUCGGCUGCUUCCUGUACAACACCCCGGAGAUGGUCCACGUCCGGAACAUCAACAAAUUCAGGACGAGCUACCCGUUGGACGCUAAGAAGAACCUGUCAAACUACACCGUGGUCCUGGAUACGCCUGAGUACAACCGCGUGACUGAGCUGAAGACUCACUUCAGUGAUCGCAUAUACAGAGCCCAGAGCAAGAAGGACAUGAUGAAAGUUUCCUCCAUUGCAGAUUCUUUGGACAUAAAGAGAGUCAAGUGGGCCCAGCAGCUGACUAACAAGUACCAGUACACAAGUCUGGCAUCAAAGGAGAGAACUCAUUUCACUCCAGAAAUGAACACUCCUAGUAUUCAACACGCAAGAAAAAUGAAAGUGGUUUUCAGUGAGAAUAAAUACAAAGCGCAAUAUGAAAAGAUGAAGCACAGGUACACUGCUAUCGCUGAUACGCCUAUCCUGAUCCGCUCCAAGAAAGCCUACAUGCAGUCUAGCAAUUUGCGUUACAAGGAAACCUUCGAGCUUUCCAAGGGCCACUAUCACACCGACAAGGACGCCCUGGACAUCGUGUGCCACCGCAAAUUCACUGACGACAUCAGCGAGGUGAAAUACAGAGAGAAGUACAUCAGCUCUUUGGGUACAUGGAAGUCCAUUCCUGACCGCCCCGAGUUCUUCUUCAGCAAGAUAGCCAACGAUAACAUCAGCAACGUGAAGUACAAGGAGGACUUGGAGUGGGUGAAGGGUAUCGGGUGCUACGUUUGGGACACUCCUGAGUUGGUGAUGGCUGAUAGGAACAAGGCUCUGUACAGUGAGAGACUCUACAAAGCCUCAUAUGAGAAGAACAGAGGAAACUUCAGAUACACAUGCGACACGCCGUACUUCGAGGCUACAAGGAACGCCUCGGUUCUGAUCAACGACAAAAUGUAUAAAUCCCGAGCAAAGGAUCUGCUAAAGAGUGGCUGCAAUGAGUUUCUCCGCCCUGACAUCCUCACAGCCCUUUGCCAGUCGGUUAUGGGCAGCAAGUGGAAGUACAGGGAGCAGUAUGAACGCGCCAAAGAUAAGUUCACGUCUGUUCUGGAGACUCCUGAGUACGAGACUCACAAACGCAGCAAGAAGAUCACUGAUGUCAUCUACAAGAUGGAGUACAACAAGACCAAAGCCAAGGGAUACACCUUGCCUUAUGACACUCCACACCAGCAGCACAUGAAGAAGGUCAAAGAGAUCACCAGCAACCUGAAAUACAAAGAGGUGUAUGAGAAGAGCAAAGCCCAGAUCAACAUGGACCCAGAGGCUCACGAGAUCCGUGCUGCCAAGGAGGCCUACAAGAACAUCAGCAACCUUGACUACAAGAAGAAGUAUGAGGCAACUAAGAACAAGUGGAUCUGGACAGCAGACAGACCAGAUUUUAUCAACGCUGCCAAAAACUCUCUGCAGCAGAGUGAUGUUGAGUACAAGUACGACAAAGAGAUGAUGAAGGGCUGUGUGAUACCUGUCGCGGACGACAAGUACACUCUCCUGUACAAGCAAAAUACUGAGAUGGCCAGUGACGUGAAGUACAAAGAGAAGUACGAGAAGACAAAGGGCCACUACGUACCUGUUCUGGAUACUCCUCAGAUUCUCCACGCCAAAGCCGUGCGCACGCUAGUAUCAGAGAGCAAAUACAAGCAGGAAAGCAAAAAGAUCAUGCAGUCCGGCUCAUUCACCAAGCUGGCUGAGACCCGCGACACCGCCCACAGCAGGGAGGUCAAGAAGCUGAUCAGCGAGAAACAAUACAAACAGAAGUUCGAGAAGGAGAGAGGCAAGUCGGUGUACAACCAAAUGAUCGCGCCACCUGAUGUUCAGCAUGCCAUGGACGUGGCGAAGAGUCAGAGCAACGUCGCCUACAAAAAGGAUGCCAAGGCCAACCUGCACUACACUACUGUAGUGGACCGUCCUGACAUCAUGAAGGCCACCCAGGCCGCUAAGCUCGUCAGUGAUAUCGGUUACCGUGAAAAGGCUCGCGAAGAGGCCAGUCGUGGAGGCUCCCUGAUCCACCGGCCAGACAUCGCUUUGGCAACCCACGUGUCCCAGCUGACCAGUCAGGUGGAGGGCAAGGCCUCCCUCCAUGGAGCAGCUUCCUAUGAUACCCCACUGAUGCGGCACAUUAAGAAAAUGAGUGCGGUGACUAGUGAUGUGAGGUACAAGGAGAAGUUUGACAAGGAGAUGAAAGGAAAGAAACCUCAAUUUGACCUGAAGGAGAGCAAGAUUUACCAAACCCUGAAGGACGCCAAUGACCUGGCUAGUGAGGUGAAGUACAAAGGCGACCUGAAGAAGAUCCACAAACCUGUGACUGACAUGGCCGAGUCUCUGUCCAUGCAGCACAGUCUGAGCACCAGCAAGCUCUCAAGUGACUACCGCUACAAGAGGAAAUUUGAGGAGAGUAAGGGUCACUACCACAUGAUUCCUGACACACCAGAGCAACUUCAUCUCAAGGAGGCCUCUGAGCUGCAGAGCAACGUUAAAUACAAGGAGAAGUACGAGAAGGAGAAGGGCAAACCCAUGCUGGACUUUGAGACUCCAACUUACGUGACGGCUAAGGAGGCCCAGCACAUGCAGAGCCAGAAAGACUAUAAGAAGGACUAUGAGGAGUUCAUGAGGGGGAAGAACCUCUCAGGCUUGGAGGUCACCCCUGCCAUGAUUCAUGUCAGACACGCCACCAAAAUAGCCAGCGAGAAAGAGUACAGGAAGGAUCUAGAGGAGGGAGUGAAGGGUAAAGGGCUAACAGUACUGGAGGAAACUCCGGAGCUUUUGAGGGCAAAGAAUGCCACUCAGAUCCUGUGUGAGAGGGAGUACAAGAAGGCGCUGGAGCAGGAGAUCAAGGGCAAAGGAAUGUUGGCUUUGGCUACCGACACGCCGGACUUUAUGCGAGCCAGGAACGCCACCGAAAUCCUCAGCCAGACCAAGUACAAGCAGAUUGCCGAGAUGGACCGAGCCAGCUACACCACCGUCAUCGACACGCCGGACAUCAUCCAUGCUCAGCAGAUGAGGAACAUCGUCAGCCAGAAAAAAUACAAAGAGGAAGCCGAGAAGACGAUGUCUCACUACGUGCCGGUCCUGGACACUCCAGAGAUGCAGAGAGUCCGUGAAAACCAGAGGAACUUCAGCACCCAUCAAUACCAGAUUGACCUAAAAAACACAAAGGGCAAAGUGUCUACUGUUAAGGACACUCCAGAAAUGCUCCGUGUUAAAGAAAAUACAAAGAAUUUCAGCUUGAUUCAUUACAAAGAAGACGUGGGCGGAGGGACGGCUCUGCCUGAAACCCCUGAGAUGGAGCGAGUAAAACGUAACCAGCGCAACAUUAGCACGAUACAGUACAAGGAGUCUGUGGGUCAAGGCACGACCAUACCAGACCUGCCCGAGGUGAAGCGGGUCCGAGAAACCCAGAAGAAUAUCAGUCUGCAUCGUUACAAAGAAGGAGUGGGACAGGGCACGUCCGUGCCGGAGACGCCGGAGAUGGAGCGAGUCAAACGCAAUCAGCAGAACAUUAGCACGAUAAAAUACAAGGACUCUCUGGGCCGAGGCACGGCCAUACCGGACCUGCCCGAGGUGAAGCGGGUCAGAGAAACCCAGAGGCACAUCAGCUCGGUGUUGUAUAAGGACAGUUCUGCCAAGGGAACGCCUGUGGUCUUUACUCCUGAGAUGGAGCGGGUCAAACGGAACCAGGAAAACAUUAGCUCGGUGCUGUACUCGGACAGCUUCCGCCGGCAGGUGCAGGGCAAGGCCGCCUUCGUUCUGGACACGCCCGAGAUGAGGCGCGUCAGGGAGACGCAGCGCAUCAUCUCCGGAGUAAAAUACCACGAGGACUUUGAGAAGAGCAAAGGCAGCUUCACCCCCACGACCUCCGACCCCGUGACGGAGCGCGUCAAGAAGAACAUGCAGGACUUCAGCGACAUCAGUUACCGUGGCAUCCAGCGGCGUGUGGUGGAGAUGGAGAGGAGACGCGCCAUGGAGCACGACCAGGAGACCAUCACCGAUCUGCGCGUGUGGCGCACCAACCCCGGCUCUGUGUUCGACUACGACCCAGCAGAGGACAACAUCCAGUCCAGGAGUUUGCACAUGAUGUCAGUGCAAGCGCAGCGCCGUAGCAAGGAGCACUCCCGCUCCACCAGCGCCCUGAGCGGCGUGGCCGACGAGAAGUCCGAGGUGUCGCAGGACGUCGACCACCACCUGUCUCUCUACAGCAACGGCUUCAUGGCCAGCUCCACGGGCUACCAGCAGACCAGGACCGUGGAGGUGCAGCAGAGGUCAUCGUCCGUGGCCACCCAGCAGACCACCGUCUCCUCCGUCCCCUCACACCCGUCCACCACUGGGAAAACCGUGCGCGCCAUGUACGACUACAUGGCGGCAGACAGCGACGAGGUGUCGUUCAAAGACGGCGACGUCAUCGUCAACGUGCAGGCCAUCGACGAGGGCUGGAUGUACGGCACCGUGCAGCGCACUGGCAAGACCGGCAUGCUGCCCGCCAACUACGUGGAAGCCAUCUAAGAGACAAAGCCCGCCCAUCGUCCCUCCAGAGUGGGCGAGACCCAUCCACAGGACAAGCUGGCCGGUCUUCCCGCCGUCCCCAACCGUGGCUUAGUGCAAUCUGCAGCUUUUCACCGUCUUGUUGCUUUUCGACAGUAUUUGAAUUGUGCUGUGCUUCUCGUUAAGUCCGUUGCCGUUCACACGCCGUUGCCGUGCUCCCUGUGGAUGUGACAUAAGCUUCAUGACGUGACGUUUUAACACUGGUUUCACUCAACACGCCUGCUAUAGAUGACGGACUGUUUCAGAUCGUUCCAAGACCCCCGCUGCGGGGAAACACGACUCGCUAGCAGACAACCUGACCCUCCCACUGUUUUGUACAUUUCAACGAUUUGAUGCCGUAAUUUAAUGUACCAUUUUUGUCCCGAUCCACCGUUUCCUUCUGAGAACCCUGACUAGACCCAGUAAUGACUAAGAUCUGAAUGCGUUUAGUGAGUUAGUUGUGCCACUUAUCCUCCAUGAUUAAACCUCUCCAAAAGAGUUGUAUGAAUUAAGCCUCCUUUUGAAACGAAGGCUGGCUGACAGCAUUUUAUGUGUGUUUUGUUUCUUCCGAUUAUUUGGGUCCUGACUGAAGGCCGUCCUCUACGUUUAAUCAGUAGUUAAUAAAGCACACAACCUCCUGCA